Molecule: messenger RNA, 822 nt
Organism: Dentiscutata heterogama
Lineage: Eukaryota; Fungi; Glomeromycota; Glomeromycetes; Diversisporales; Gigasporaceae
Source: the annotation of a GenBank genome assembly
AUGCGAUUAAAUGGUUUCAGUGUAGAAGUAUUAAUGGAUGGAAAGCCUCUUCAAGAAUGUGAAGUUCCUCUAGAUGAGUGUAGGUCACUGGCUACUCAACCCUCUUGCAUAUUCGAUGAGUUAACAGGAGAAUAUAAAUAUUGCGAAUACGUUACAUUUGCUUCAGUUCUUGAACCUGAUAAAAACUAUUCAGUAGCAAUAUCCACAAAUCAUGCCACAUUUCGAUCACCCAUUAGAGCUGAUCUAUACGUAGACGGAAUAACCGACUUUACGUGUCACGAACUUAUUGACUCUUCUCCAACUGUUAACGAUGGAUUUUGGAAUUAUCAAUGGAAUAAAAUACAUAACUUUUCAUUCGAUUUCACUUCUUUUCCAAACGUUAAACAUUCUCAAUCUUCAACUUCCAAUGCUCUUAAUGGACAUUUAGAUGAUACAAGCUCUAAUCUUAAGUCUGGAGGUGUUGGUACCAUCACCGUUUAUUUUUAUAAAGCUAAGAGGAAUUUUAUAAAUUUUCAAUCUAUUUUUGAAGACAGACCAAGAUCAUUUCUAGGUAAUCAAGAGAAUUUACUGAAAUCAAUUGAUCAAUUUGAUAUUCAAUAUCAAACAAAAUUUAAUGAAGGGUUAGAUUGUGAGAUAGCAAAACCUAGUUAUAGUCUUCAAAUUGUUGAUGAAAUUCCAAUCGCUAUUUUAAAUAUUCAUUAUAGAUCUCAUUCUUGGUUACUUUAUCAAGGAAUUUUAAAGUAUCAACAUUAUGAUUAUUUUUAUGAUUUUUAUGAAGUUAGCUCUGAUGAUGAGGAACAGGUUAUGAUUGAGGACCUUUAG